Molecule: messenger RNA, 3209 nt
Organism: Neodiprion fabricii
Lineage: Eukaryota; Metazoa; Arthropoda; Insecta; Hymenoptera; Diprionidae
Product: cytokine receptor-like
Exons: 9
Coding region: 162-2696 (844 amino acids)
Molecular function (GO): protein binding
Source: RefSeq, a predicted model, not a curated record
GUGUGAAGACGUUUAAAUCGUCUAUUCAACAUAGUCGUAACUUUAUUCAUGGCUCCAGUGUUAGAGAAAGUGUCGAACAAAAGUGCAAGCACGGAUUGUCGUAAGUUCUCUAAUUGUAAGGUGCGCUAUAGUGAAGAGAAAGAAAAAUAUUCGAUAAAACUAUGGGAAAGAUGUGCCAUUUGAUUAACUCCUCCAGUACUUGGGGUUUAAACGUCCUGUGUCUUGUGUUUUUCCUAACCAUACGAGGGGUUCGUGGAAGUCAAUCAUGCGCCCCUGGCCUAGACUUUAUAGGAAGAACGUGGCCACAAGGUGACAUACAAUUAGAGUACGGAGAGCCCUUGAAGAUAUACUGUAUCCUGGAUGAGACUCUCAUGGAAUCAAGGUAUCCUGGUAAAAGCUCCUUGGACUUGGUAUUUUUUCGAAAUGGUAGACAAAUCGAACCCGAGCAUGUUACUCUCAUCAACGAAACAACUAUUGCGAUGUAUAUCGAAAAACCAGAACCAUCAAGCGACGUCUACAUUUGUAAACUCAGAUUGAAUAACGGCUACGAGCAACAGUAUGAGGCCAUUUGUAUGAACAAAGUUAUUAUUGGGUUCAAACCUAAAGAACCAUUGAAUUUCUCUUGCGUAUCGCAAAACUGGGAAAAUCUUACCUGUACGUGGGUGCCAGCACCCAAUCAUAUUGCAACUAAAUUCUCUCUGGGUUACAAGAUACCUGAUAGAGUCGGUGGAAGGAAAACUUUUAAAUGCCCGGAACCAAAGAGUGACCAAAAGCUACCUCCAAACACUUGUAUGUGGGACGCUUGUACGGACCCCCCAUACAGAAUGGUCCAUGAAAGCUUCAAAUUUGUGCUGACUGCUGAAAACUUUUUAGGAACCAAAGUUUUCACUUAUCCAAUUCAUCAUUUUGCGCAUGUGAUUCCAGCGAAGCCUGUCGGCUUAUCGGUCGUCAAUAAAACUUCUUCUAGCGUUUUGCUUCAUUGGAAGGUGCCUUAUCCAAUGGGAACCUUCUCCCCAGGUCAACACUACAAGGUUUCUUAUCAGAGCGAAUGGGAUGAUCCGAAGAAGUGGGAGACGAAAUACAUAACAACUGGAGUACGCGAAACUCUAAAAUAUUUCAAUCUGAGCGAUUUGCCGUACGCGAACGCAGUUUACAAGGUCAGAGUUUUCGGCAAAAGUUCGCUGGCAGUCGGUGAAGGUAAAUGGAGUGAAUCGAGCAAUUUGAAUUUCAGAACCACAGCCACACUACCAGGUCAAUCACCAAAGACGGCUAUGGGAAGUUUCGAGACGGUAGUAAAACGCAGCAGUAGAGACGUGUACAUAUAUUGGCAAGCUAUUCCAGCAUACUUUGAAAACGGAGACAACUUUACGUACGAAGUUUUUGGCAUGAAAGAAGACGGAAAACUUUUAUACCUAAAGCCAGACGAGAUAACCAAAAGCUACGCACUGUUCAAAGAACUGAGUUUGAACUCAAAUUUCAAAUUUGAAAUCGUAGCGAUCAACUGCGUCGGAAUAAAUGAACGGAAAGCUACGAUACACGUUCCUAGUGAGAAUCGAAGGCCAAAGGAACCGACUUCAAUUACAAAAACCACGUUUGACGGGCGUCUCUUCGAACUAUCCUGGGAUGCACCGUCUUCCACGGACAUUGUCAAUCAAACGAUAUUUUGGUGCGAGAAUAUGUGGGACCGACCUUACCAAUGCUCCGGAUAUCUCGACUGGAUUACCGUCACUCCGAACAUGAGGGUCUAUAACAUCACAGUCCCGGAUGAAACGAAGCUCUACCAAUUCGCAGUAGCGGCAAACACGGAUCAAGGUAGCAGCGGUAUGGCAUGGACCACAUGCACGGUGAUCCACAACUCAGUUGUUGGGAAGAUGGAUUCGGUAUGGGUUAAUAAUGUCGAGUCUAGGCUGAUCGAGGUCGGUUGGAAGCUGAAGUGUUCCGACAGAACGGACAGUGUGAAUGGUUUCGUCGUUUACUAUUGCCCAAUGGAAAGCCCCAAGUACCACAACUGCAAAGGCUCGAAGUUGAGCAAAAUAGUGCCUGGUGACCGUAACACAAUUCACGGUAUCGUGGACGGCUUGAAACCCUACACAACCUACAUGUUGUCCGUAGCCGUGUUGACCAAUAACGGAGAGGGUCCCGAUAGUGACCCGAUCUUCGCUACGACCAUUGAGACAGCCCCAAGUUCACCUGAGAAUGUCAUUGCGACUGUCACAGGCACGGCCAUCACCGUUGAAUGGAAACCACCAUCUGAUGUAAAUGGUGUUCUACGAUACUACACGGUGCAUUAUGAUCAGGAACCAAAAGACCACAAUCAACAGAUCGAAACUGAGGAAAGAACGGUGAUUCGAGAUCUCGAACCCGACACGGUAUACAACGUCAGAGUGUCUGCAUGCACAGUUAUGUGUGGCAAACGGUCCUCCCAGAUAUUAGUCCGGACUGAGACUGCGAUUAAGCAUGGUUCCAACGCACCUAGACCAAUGUCAGACGUGUACGUUGCAGAUGAGGAUGAGGAAAAUUCGAACCAGUCUCGUCAUUUGAGCACUAAUGCGAUACCAGCAGACCUAGACGAUAGAAAAUGUCUCUCAAUACAGAGGCAAGUGACAAAAUCUCAACAACAAGCUAAAUUAGCUCAAGAAGAGGCAGCGAGAGCCAUCGAUAUCUUUUUCGAGUCGUGCGUGAGACCCGUUGGCUGAGAUUUUGAUCGUUAAAUGCUUAGUUUUCAAUACAUCACUUCACAUCCGACAAUUGGAAGUGUCACAGAACCUGUCUGAUGAGGGAUUUCAAAAACUACUUACAUUCUACUUCAUCCAGCAAACCAAAUAUUCUUCAUUGCAAGAUUUCUUACAUAAAAGUACUUAAUUUUUUCCACGCGUAAAGCUUUACUUUGACUUCUGCUGAAAACAAUUGGCGAAAUCGUUCUUGUAGUGAUCACGUCAACCCAAUGGAGGAAGGGCGAGAGGGGAAUAGUGGAUAACAGAUAGUCAGGGAAUCAAGAGGAGUGAAGAAAUUCUACUCGGAGUAGUAAACAAGCCAUUUUUGCGAAAGAUAUUACGACUGCAUGAUUAGCGCGCAGCUUAGAAGCACGAUCGAAGAUUUAGAGUGUGUGAUGUAUGAAAUAAUCUCCAACCAAUGUCAAAACAUACUGCAAAUCUUCACGAUGAUAAAAAGACCAAUAAAACAUGUUUUCAUCUUGAAAAUAAACGUAU